Molecule: messenger RNA, 831 nt
Organism: Geodia barretti
Lineage: Eukaryota; Metazoa; Porifera; Demospongiae; Tetractinellida; Geodiidae
Source: the annotation of a GenBank genome assembly
CUGAUACCCUCCGCAGGGCUCAAGGAGUAUUGGUACCCGGCCCUGCCGGCCAGGGACGUUGGCUCUAAACGGCCCGCUUCCCUGAAAAUCGCAGAUGAAGAGCUGGUCUUCUUCCGGGACAAGAACGAUGAGGUACAAGCCCUGUGGGACUACUGCCCUCACCGGGGAGUCUACCUCUCCUGGGGCCAGUGCUUCUUCAAAGGGUUCCUGACUUGCCCCUACCACGGGGCCACCUUCGACGGCGACGGCGAGUGCGCCGAGUUCCUCACCGAGGGACCCGACUCCAAGAUGGUGGGCGCUUUCCGGGCCAAGAAGUACCCCACCAUCACCCUGAAGGGGAUGGUGUUCGUCUGGAUGGGGGAGGGCGAACCGGUUGAUCCCAAAGAGGACAUCCCUCAGGAGAUGUUCGAAGGGAAGGAGACCGCCGUUUUCGAAAGCAUCCGCUACUGGGACUGCAACUGGAUGGUCGCGCUGGAGAACACCCACGACUCCCACAACGCCUUCUUCGUGCACCGGAACGCCAUCCGGGUGAUGUUCUCGGCACGGGGCGACAUGGGCGGACGCCCCCGCACCCCAUUGGGCUACCGCUCCCGGCUCAUCAACAACAAGAUGGCCAUGACCGAAUUUGACAACGGCGCCGUGGGGAACUACUACGCCGAUCAAAACGGCGGGGAAGAUGCCCUACAAGAUGUACCAUCCCCGGGUGGGCGCCAACUGGCCCUUGUCCAGUUGGCGGUUGUCCUGGGUCUGGUUCUUCCGGCUGCUGGACCGCUCACGCAAGUCUCCCACAAGGACGACCCCCAGCCCGCGGCAGAUGCAGCACGACGAUAA